Molecule: messenger RNA, 1284 nt
Organism: Zea mays
Lineage: Eukaryota; Viridiplantae; Streptophyta; Magnoliopsida; Poales; Poaceae
Product: probable calcium-binding protein CML21
Exons: 1
Coding region: 276-935 (219 amino acids)
Molecular function (GO): calcium ion binding
Source: RefSeq, marked validated
CAGCGAAUCGGGUAUACAUAUGAUCCCCUCGCUCGAUCGCUCCGUCGCUCGUGGAUCAAUUGCUGGGAACUUGCUCUACGUUUGCCGCCCACAUGCCCAACACUUACACCUCCUCGCUCGUCGUCCAAGCUGAUGCCCACCUGGCUGGCCUGUGGCCUGCAUGUAUAUAUAUAAGAUACGACGCAUGUCGUCCGUCCAAGUCCAACGCAAUUAAUCCAAGGCGGAGUCGACGAUCUCUUCGAUCCACGGCAACAGUACGUACGUCAAAUUGAGACAUGUUGGAGCUGCUGGUGCUGCCGCCGGCGCUGGACCUCCUCCUCCACAGCUGCCUCAUCGUGUCGGUGUCAUCUCUACUGAUCAUGCUCGCGCUCCAGCCGCUACUGCCCGGCGGCACCGACGUGGCCUCAGCGAGCAGGGGCGUGCGCUCCGCGUCGCGGGCGGUCCUCGCGCGCCUCCUGCCGUCGUCGUCCCGCACCCGCAGCGGCGUGCCCGUGGCGCCGCCUCCUCCUCCUCCUCCCCCGCGGCAUUGCGAGCUGUGCGCCGCGUCGUCGUGGCCGGGCACCGUGGCGGCCGUGACGGCGACCCUGCACCUGGACGCCGACGCCGACGGCGACACGGAGCGCUCCUCCAUCUCCUCCGCCGAGGAGGACGGCACCGCGUGCGGCGGGUGCGCGGCGUUGGCGGCGGUGGAGGAGCUGCUGGGAAGCAAGGAGGCGACGGAGCGCGAGCUGCGCGAGGCGUUCCGCGUGUUCGACCGCGACGAGGACGGGUUCGUGGGCGCCGCCGAGCUCUGGUACGUGCUGCGCCGCCUCGGGAUGGGCGGCUCGAGCUCGGCGCGGGAGGACUGCGCCCGGAUGAUCGCGGCGCACGACGCCGACGGCGACGGCCGCAUCAGCUUCCGCGAGUUCAGGGACAUGAUGGAGCGCGCGGUCUGAGCGAGCGCCGUGGGUGGAGGUGGACCCUGGACCGUGCGUGGACGUAGCACGCGGUUGGCUGGGGCGGCCGGGGUGGUUUUCGUUUUCGUUUUCGUUGCUCGAUCUAUGUAAAUUGCACAGUAAGUGCCGGCCGUGAACUUAACUAGCUGUGUAGUUAGUUAGUACCACUACUUAGCUACGGCAUUGAGAUGUUUGAUAAAUAAACGGUAAGUAAGAUGUUGAGGUUUGGAGUCCCAAGAAAACGGGAGCCUCGAACUUCUGGUUCACACCGGUGUUGGCGUUUAGUACUCUGAGAGAGAGAGAGAGUGUGUGUGUGUGUGUGUGUGAACGAAACGAAGCGGUUUUCCCA